Molecule: messenger RNA, 3351 nt
Organism: Mizuhopecten yessoensis (Yesso scallop)
Lineage: Eukaryota; Metazoa; Mollusca; Bivalvia; Pectinida; Pectinidae
Product: protein Wnt-9a-like
Exons: 4
Coding region: 749-1849 (366 amino acids)
Biological process (GO): cell fate commitment; multicellular organism development; neuron differentiation
Cellular component (GO): extracellular region
Molecular function (GO): frizzled binding; cytokine activity
Source: RefSeq, a predicted model, not a curated record
UGUGUAGAGGACGGUCCCUUUAUCAGCUCUCGUGAGAUCUGACCUAUAACGUGACUGGUCAGAGCAGACAGUACAUGUAUAUACUACCUGUCGAGGCUGUGUUCCUCACUGUGGGGAAAGCACCGGCACUAAGUACCUCGCACCGCGCGUCGCUACCCUCCUUCCCAAAUGUCAUCGGCACGCGAACCAUCUGCUCCGAAAAUGUAACCUCGUAUCUGAUUUGAUCAAAUUUGAUUCAUCUGUACAUAUACUUCUGUAUGUUCAUAUAGAAGGAGAGUUAUGAAUGUUGGUCUCGGCACAGUCUGGGCCCAGCUAGUACACCUAUAUAACACCACAUGUUUCUUGUAGACGCUGUGUGACACAAGUAUUACUUUAUGAAAAUCAACAAGGAGUUUUAUCCAAUAUAACCACAUUAUUAUACUGUUUUCAUCUUCAUUAUUCCAGAUGUGUUAAUCCCUGGAUUAUUUUUGGUAUUUAUGUGAGCAUUUUGUUCCAAUGUGUCCUGGGACUCGAGCAGACGAUGCUGAUACACUCCAAAGAAUGGAAUUACUCUGAUGUGGACAACAGGAAGGGUUCAUAUAUGUUCGAACUACGCAACAUGUGUUUUUAAAAUUUAUCGGAUAUAUUUGUUCAACUUGGAAUUUGUUAUUUAGUGUUUGUCGUGGAUUACUACUACUAUAAAGUGUCCGAAGGCAUGGUUACACUGACCCAGCGUCAUGAACGUGACUCGGCAGCUGUCUAAGGAACCAUGCGGAUACCGACGUUUUACUACCGGACUGUGAUUGUCUUACUAUUAGGACUACCGUCGGCCUAUGGUUACUUCGGGUUGACUGCCUGGGACCCCAUGCUAUCUCACAGUUAUAACUUCGAGGACAACUACAUCGACGACGGCCGGGGCAACAGAGGGAUUUCUUCGAACAAAUUGUGUGAAAUGAUGAACUUGCACAAAAAACAAAAACGUAUGUGCCGACGAGGGCGUGGCGUGGCUCGGACGUUACUCGACGCCAUUGAACUAUCUGUGAUGGAGUGUCAGUUUCAGUUUCAGAACGAGCGAUGGAAUUGCUCCCUUUCGGAGCCUCACAGACGAAACCUUCUCAAGAAAGGCUUCAAAGAAACAUCUUUUCUAUACGCGAUGUCCUCUGCGAGCUUAGUGCACGAAUUUGCACGUGCGUGUAGUAGUGGUCGUUUGGACAGAUGCACAUGCGACGAGUCCAAGAGUCUUCAGAACAAGGAGGCGUGGCGGUGGGGCGGCUGUGGUGACAAUGUCAAGUACGGCUUCCGGUUCACAAGGAGGUUCCUUCGGCGGGCCAAACGGCGGGGCAAAGACCACCGGGCCAUGAUUAACCAGCAUAAUAGCAAGCUCGGGAUACGAGUUGUUCGAAGCAACGUCAACACCACGUGUAAGUGUCAUGGCGUCUCGGGAUCGUGCACAGUCCGCACGUGCUGGCAACAACUCUCUCCAUUCCACAAAAUCGGCAAUAUUUUAAAACGGAAGUAUGAACGCGCUGUGAAAGUGGAAGUAGAUAAUAACAUAUCAUACGGAAAGUAUGAAUUACCAAAAGGCGAAAUAUCUAAUGAAAUUCGCCCUAAUACGUUUUUAAGUGCGUAUGGAAGCAGCAUGGUCUUUAUGGAUGAUUCACCGAGUUACUGUUCCCGGAGUAGGUACUCUCUGGGAACAACUGGAAGGGAGUGUGAUAAGGACCGGAACUGUGACGCCAUAUGUUGUGGGCGUGGCUACAAUGUGCAAACAAAGGCGUAUAACCGAUCAUGCGCAUGUCAGGUAGUUUGGUGUUGUGACUUCCACUGUAAACAGUGUCUGUUUGAAGAAGAAGUCCACUUGUGUAAAUAACAUGCAGAAAGAGUAAGAUGAAUCAAAUGUCUCAAACACGUAACAAAUAUAUUGAACAGACGGUACACAUUUAAAGCCACAAACUACACGUGCUUUUUGUCAAAACUAUGCAUCAAUACACGCUUGGCCUGAUGGGUAUUAUUCAUCGAACCUAUGACAUCUUCAUGUGCCAAUUCAUCGGAUGUGUAAGACAGAUCGUUGAGAUAAAUACGAAAUGAUCAGAAGUGUGUGGUCCUAGGUCCCGACACAGUGUCGUCGUCUAUAACCCGCUUCAAUUUGAAAUAUCGUUUGUUAUUGUUUUGUCAUGUGCAUUUGUUUGGCCAGAAAGAGUUGUACAAGGGUUUCUUAUGCAUGAAUAUGAACAACUGACAUCCGUAUGAUGAAUGUCAGACUACUGUAAAUCCAUUAUUUCAAGAAAAUAUGAAUGUUUUAAUUUUUAGAAUUGACCAUUAGGGAGCCUUUCAUACAUACAGCACUGUACUGUCACGUAGUACUAGUAGUAGGACACAUCCUUGUAUAUACUGGCUUUUGAAUAUAUGUUUUAUGUACAUAUGUUAUGUAAUUUAUGAAAUAAUGACAACAUGUACAAUACUUUGUUUUGUUACUAAGCAACGAACAUAAAUGUGCUCAUUUCUCCUACAAAUAACUUAUUUUAACUUUUAGUCAAUAUUUGGUUUUACCUUGCCUGCCUAUAUGCAUUAGAUAUAUUAACUAUAUCACAGCUAGUUAACAUACAUGUUGCACGUGCAGAUGAUUGUUCAUGUUUAUAUAAAAUGCCACUUCAAACCAACAAUAAGUAAUUCGUUAAUCACAUCAACACGCAAAGUGUAUUUGAUAGUGUUCUCUGUAAUAUAAUAUUUGAAGAAUAACUGAAAUUAUGGCCCCAGUUAUGACCCCAAUUUCUCAGAAAAAGAAGACUGAAAAACUACUAAAAUUAUGUAUGAACUCUAUUAUUUUCGUUUUGCUUCAAACUAAAUAUAAAUAUAUAUAUAUAUAAUACAAAUCGAAAUAGGAAUAUAUUGUCUGGAGAUUUAAGGCACUAAAACCAUUAGAAUUAAAAACAUAAACAAUUAAUGAACGUAAAAUUCAGAUUAGCAAGUUUAUAUAGAUUUUUAUAUAAGUCAACCUUUGUUCAGACAAAGAAUAGCUUGUAAACUCUGUUGGUAUAAUCUAUAUAAGAUGUCAACUAACAGAAGUAAAUACCUCGCAGCAUAAAUUUAAGUGUUGACUGAUCCGGCUGGCUCGUUAGCUUUAAAUUUAUUGUAUUCUGGACCAACAUGGGAUAUCUUACAUAGAUACAUAAAAGAAUAAUUUUCGGUAACAGUUACCGCCAUGGCUUCUGUGUUAGAGUCUUACAGUUGCGGUCUCAAUGUUGUCAUGGUAAAUAUGUUCCGAAUGGAGAUUUUGUCACUCGAGUCUUUCAUGGUUUUAUUACAUCUUUGCGUAUUGCAGAGUUGUCUUCUCUUGUGAGCAGGUAAUGAUUGUUACGUCAUUGGUUUGUG